AUGAACGGCACAGCUUCGUCGAGCAUUAGAAGAAAAUCGGGCGCUGCUCCAACACCCCCCGAGGUUCACUUGCUGAGGUUUUGGGAGGUCAGAAAUGUGAGGAAAGAUGGUGAGCUCAUGAGUCUAGACAUGCUCCUCAUCGACGAGAAUUCGACGGUUAUUCAAGAUUCUGUUAAUGCGAACUGUCAAUUCAUGUUCAGGCAGCAUCUCAGCGAAGGGCCAGUCUACAAGUUGAGUGAGUUCGACGUAACGCGCAGCGAUCCUAAUUUCCGGAUGUAG
This is a messenger RNA of Eruca vesicaria subsp. sativa (arugula), 279 nucleotides long. NCBI's taxonomy places the organism in Eukaryota, Viridiplantae, Streptophyta, Magnoliopsida, Brassicales, Brassicaceae. The record is from the annotation of a GenBank genome assembly.